UCAGAAUAUCAUCAUGUGUUCAAUAAUUUUGAACUCUUUCAAUGUUCAGAUGCCGCCACGUAGGGAACCCGAUCAUCCAGUUCCUUCUCAGGCUACAGUGGUCGCCCAGUUCCGCGACUAUCAUGCCGAGAAGUUCUCAGGGCAGGGAGAUCCACGCGUAGUGGACGAGUGGAUUCAUGUCCUGGAGUUUAUCUUCGAGGUCAUGGAGUGCCCUGAGAGAUAUCGC
Molecule: messenger RNA, 226 nt
Organism: Striga hermonthica
Lineage: Eukaryota; Viridiplantae; Streptophyta; Magnoliopsida; Lamiales; Orobanchaceae
Source: the annotation of a GenBank genome assembly